AUGUCUAUGAGAAAAUAUUCCCGGAAGGCCGCGGUCUUCAAAACCAGCACUCGCCUCCGCUCCGCGCUGCCUCCCUGUGGGCGCGCCCUGCCGCGGGAGCCUUCGGCCAGACUGUGGCAGAGAGGAGACAGGUGCCGCCCCCGUUGGCUUGGGACCCCUGUGUUCUUACAGGCUCCGCGGUGGCGAGCGGGCAAUCCUCGGGCGGGGCUGGCACAGUACAGAUGUGCCGGUAGCUUAACCCCCACCAACCGAGUCUCGGAAAAGCCUGCGAGCCAGGACACGGAACAGUUCAAACUGGUCUACAAAUUCCCAGGAAUUAAAUAUUGUCGAAUAUUUUCAAGAAUGAAGUUGUUACAGACUGCUCUGACCGUAGUCACCCUCCCUCCAGUCUAUCACCUCUAUCUGCAGGAACAAGUUUCUCAGGAUUUUCUGUUGUAUGUCACUGGCAUUGCUUGCUUUGCUGCUGCAAUGCUGUAUGGUACAAGUUAUUUUUUCAGACGAAUGAUUGGACUGAUAUACUUAAAUGAUGUUGGCACUAUGGUAAAAGUGGCACAUUUGACAUUUUGGGGUCAAAAGAAAGUCAUUUAUUGUCCAAUUGAAACUGUGAUGCCCUUGGGUGACACUGGAGAUGCCAAGAACGAAGUACUGCUUCAGUUUAAACAGCAUAAUAGUACACACAUUUUAUAUUUUACUCUAAAGUUUGGCCAUAUUGUAGAUAAACAGAGGUUUGACCAAAUAUUUGGAGGAUAUUACUAAUACAUUUUCCAUUGAUCUUCAUGCUGAAUUCAGAGCAUAGUUUAAUAGAUUUAUAAAUACUCAAAUCCGGAAUAUUACCAUCCUUUUUUCGUACAAAUCCUCAGCCAGCAUGCACACCUGUGUUUAUACAAAGGGCAUACCUUGAUGUAGUAACCACUAGACAGAAGUUUCUGUGUAGUAAUUUCAGAUGAAAGCUGAAUCUCAUUGCACACACACAACUAUUAUGUAAAUAAAGCUAGUAUAAUACUCAUGUCUGGUAACUUGCACUUAAAAUUGGUUCACCUGAAUGUGCAGUUGAGCUAGCAGGUAGUGGGGUAUUUUUUUAUGGUGCUUUCAGACUAGGAUAGCAGCUAAAAAUAAUUUAUUGGUAAAACUGAGCAAAUGUAACUUGCUAUCAGAGAGAACCAUAGAAACCACAGCAGCAUUUUUACUAUCUCUUGUGAGACUUCACUUUCAAUUUGUCAAAUUUUGAUCAAGAAAAUUUUAAUUUCUAUUAACAUGUAAAGUUAGUAAGUUAUUGAAAUUGCAAAUUAUUCCUGUAGAACUGCAAAGUAAGGAUUAUACUAGUGCAAGAAAUGGUCAUGAGGUGGAACCGCUUGCUCACUUGUGACCUUGGCUAGCAGUAACCGGGAACUAUGCCUCUCACUUUUUGUAGCAAUUCUUCUGUCAGAUCAAAACUUAGUGUCAGUGGAAUUCAGAGUAAGAUUUGUCCAGCAUUCAGCAAUGGCUUGUGGCAUUUUAACUUGUGUACAUAGAGAAAAGGAUAAAUUCUGAACAGAAGUAUAUUACAGAUUUGCAGAAGCUUGAAAAACAUUUUCUUACCCUGAGCUACAGGCACUAUCUAAGGUUAUUGUAAAUAAGAAUUUUAAGCAUUUUCAGUGCUUAUGAUUGAUUUGGAUUUUUUUUUCAAUUUAACAAAUUGAAACUCAUUCAUUUUCUUAGGCAUAAUAUUUUAAUAUUUGGGUUGCAAAGACAGCAGGGAAAUGGUUAUUUUUAAACAGCAACUGUGCCCACAAAGGAACUAAAUGGCACAUCAGUUCAAAAUAUCCUUCCAUUGACCGGACUUAGUUUUGAUUGUGUACUGUAGAUUGUACUUUUCACAAAUUAAAAAAAAGUUGUAUGAA
Messenger RNA from Pelodiscus sinensis (Chinese soft-shelled turtle), 1880 nucleotides. NCBI's taxonomy places the organism in Eukaryota, Metazoa, Chordata, Testudines, Trionychidae. The record is from RefSeq and is a predicted model, not a curated record.